CUCCGCCAAAUUCUUAGCAACGUCCUGCCUCGGUUUGCUAUUUUUCUUCCCCAUCGUUUAGAGUUUUACUAAUCGCGGCCGGGUGAGACUUGCUGUGUCGGCCAAACACGCCGUAGAUCCUUACUAUUGAGCUUCACCUCCCUCUCUCUAUGUGUGUCUCUCCUGCACGCGCGCACUCAAGUUACACAUGCGAUCGCUGCAUCCCCGUCCCGCGGCUUCAGAGAAAUGGCCGCGCAACGCCUGUCGCGAUCCGAUGCCGAAAGACGAAAUAAUCCCGAUUUGUUUAUUUAUACAAACCGCGCAGAAUUUUGGUUUCAAAAUUGUGAUUUAUACAAAAACUCCGAUGAAGUUUCGGUAUAAUUUGAAUUAAUGUGACGCUAUGUUUUAGAAAGGUAGUUGGAAAUAAUUUCUAGUGGUCGCGGAUUAAUUGAUGACGUUUUGUGAAUUGUGAUGUCACUGUAAAUAUGGCAGCGCCCAUUGAUGAUGUUGAAGUAUGAAUGAAGAGCAGGUGAACAUGGACCCGCCUUCAUAGAAAAAACUUCUCAAGUCAAGUGCCUGAAGUUCAACCCCUCAUAGUCGCUCAAGUCGUAUACGUUCGCGAAAGAUGAAUAAUAUCGGUAGAGUUCCCGAGCAAUACUCGGAAAAGCAUCCCGGGCUGAAGUCGUAUACCAAGUGUCAGUCAAGAGCAUUUAUGAUUGGCACAGGAGCGGCAUUUCUCAGCUUCACGGGAGUCUACAUCGCCCAGCAGCUUCUGAGGACGAGUUUGCCGUACGGAGCUAAGUACUACAUCCUCGCGCCGGUGCUUGCGAGCUGCGGCGUAGGCUACACGGUGAGCUCGCGUCGCACGCAGGCCUGCCAGCGCGCGUGGAUGGCGGCGGAGCACCGGCGGCACACGUACCUCGCGCGACUCGACGAGGAGGAGGACGAACGAAGACGCGGGGCGGUUGCCGCGACGACGCCGGCGGAGGAUAGGGAGGAGUCAUCAUCGCAGACGUAGGCGGUGGUCUAGCGGCGGUCAAGUCAUCGUCGGGUCGUCGGGGAAGGCGUUGCACAUCGUCUUACCGCCGCGAAUGCGCGUCGCGGAAAAGAAGACACGAAUGGGUCGUCCACACGGGCGUAGUUCCCGGGGGGGGGGGGGCACUCCAUAUAUAUUGCAUGGUAGGUAUGUGCCGCGGGAGUGACCCCCCUUUUUCACCCUAAACUUCCGUUCCAGUACAUCACAUUUUUAAGAAUAUCUUGUUCCAGAGCAUCGCAAGUUUACAUUUUCGAACAUUUCCAGAGCAUCCCACAUUCGACAAACAUUAGUUCCAGAGACCCCCAUUUUCAGGUCUGAGUUAGUUCCAGAG
Messenger RNA from Priapulus caudatus, 1346 nucleotides. RefSeq names its product transmembrane protein 141-like. Lineage: Eukaryota; Metazoa; Priapulida; Priapulimorpha; Priapulimorphida; Priapulidae. The coding region runs from base 605 to 997 and encodes 130 amino acids. The record is from RefSeq and is a predicted model, not a curated record. The transcript is spliced from 4 exons.